AUGAGAGACCCUAUUCCAUUGAGGAACUAAAGACACAGCUGAGGGAUAAGCUGUCAUUGCAGUAUGACUUCACAUUACAAUACGAAGAUCCAGACUUCAGUAAUGCGCUCUGCAAAUUGACUCAAAUAGCAGAUUUGCCUGAAAGAGCUACUCUGAAAUUAAUCCCACUUGUGACUCUUGAGUUGACAUCCCAGUCUUCACCCACCGAGGAGUCAGACUGCAGCACAGUGGAUACUGAGAUCUUGUCACCUGCUGGGUGAACAUCCUCACUAAGAAAACAGUGGCCCGAGUUCUUCGACAUACCUAAUUUCUCAGUGGAUGUGGCAUACAGACUGAGACAGGCAGAUCUUUUGUUCAUGAGAGAUCGUGUCCCAUUCACUCAAUCACGAGACAUGAAACAUGACAUACUUGAGAAGCUUGCUGAAACAAUGUACAGUUUCAAGGCCUACCCUGAUGAUGACUUCAGCAGUGUUGCAAAAUCACUGGUUAGCAAGCACCUCAGCCUCACUGAACCUGGUCCUAAGCCAGGAUGGUAUGGCUGGAAGAACAGCCUAAAAUUCAAGAUGGCCAACUAUCGUACAAAACUGCGUAAAGCAGGAUAUGAUGAUGUAAUGAUCAAUGGGGGUAAACAAAGUAAACGCAACCCAGAGGGACAAUCAUCCAGCAAGAAUAUCAAGCGGCCAAAAAGAGGUGAAGCCAAUUAUUUGCCUAACUUACCUAAUAGACAUGAUGAAAACAGCCUUGAAAAAGCCAGGAAGAUCAUCAAAGAGGAAAUGAAGAAAAGAUACCCCGAUGCCACUCUUGUCUCAAAAAUGAUGGACGAAACAUUCUCACUGCGCAGAAGGGAGAUAGUGGUACAAGAACCAGCUGUGCAGAGCAUGAUGGAACGAUGGCCAGCACUUUUCAUGGAGAGACAGGUCUUUGCUGAGUUUAAUCGCAUCGCCAGCAAGAAUCUUGAAGGGGACUUUUAUGAAGCUCUUGACAAGCACGCGCCACGCUUCAUCAAUCUUUUCAAAUACAAAAAAGGAACUGGGACAAAAACAGAUAGACUUGAUGCAGCACGUCAUCUGGGUGUGUAAGGAGCACAUGCAGCCAGUGAAAAAGGCCCUGAAGUGUCUGGAGCAGCCUCCACACAAGGGCAGGUGUCUGCUGAGGAUCGGAGACUGGAUCACCGAGUGUCUUUGAUCCUACAGCCACUUCAAAGACAUCAAAGCAUGACGGAGAAACAUCUGGAUUUUUGUGUCUGAAUUCACCCCAUUUGGACCAUCAAGAUGAAAUAGAAAAGUGAAUCUCGUAAAGAAAAGGAAUGUCGACACCAAACGGCCACGCAGUGAUGAAUCCUGAAUGACCACCAGCACAGAGAAGGAGCACUACAGGACUGUGCACAGACCAGAGGACCAUGACAGACCCACACCCCCCCCAAACAGACCCUUACCCCCCC
Molecule: messenger RNA, 1441 nt
Organism: Thalassophryne amazonica
Lineage: Eukaryota; Metazoa; Chordata; Actinopteri; Batrachoidiformes; Batrachoididae
Exons: 5
Coding region: 357-1079 (240 amino acids)
Source: RefSeq, a predicted model, not a curated record